Molecule: messenger RNA, 1335 nt
Organism: Pseudocercospora fijiensis CIRAD86
Lineage: Eukaryota; Fungi; Ascomycota; Dothideomycetes; Mycosphaerellales; Mycosphaerellaceae
Exons: 6
Coding region: 1-1335 (444 amino acids)
Biological process (GO): secondary metabolite biosynthetic process
Molecular function (GO): monooxygenase activity
Source: RefSeq, a predicted model, not a curated record
AUGGCAGUACUACAGGAAGGACUGGAGCCAAGACCAGUCGGUUCAUACCCUAAGACAGGUAUUGAUGUUCUUAUCGUUGGUACUGGUCUGGCUGGAUUGACAGCUGCGAUUGAAUGCAUUCGGAAAGGCCACAAUGUCCGAGUGCUGGAGAGAAAUGCAACAAUCAAUACUCAAGGAGAUAUGUAUUUCAUGGGACUUUCGGCAACCAAAUUCUUCAAGCACUGGCCUGAGAUGAAGGCCGAGUACGAUUCGAUAGGCAUCCACAAUGCCUGGAUUGAGACCUUCAAGCACAGCGGCGAGCGCAUGAUCCCACCUCUCUCAGUUGCUGAACGACUAAGAGAUGCUGGCCUUGACCCAAAGACGCCUCCAGGAACGUUCCAGAUGCGACCACUAAUCUACCGCAUGUUCGUUCGACAAGUGGAGAAGCUUGGAAUUGACAUCGAGUUCAAUCGACGAGUGGUUGACUAUUUCGAGGAUGAAAAGACUGGCAAGGGAGGCUGUGUUACAGAUGAUGGCAAACGAUACGAAGCCGAUGUGGUGAUUGCUGCAGAUGGAGUUGGGUCCAAGAGCCAGAAGCUUGUUGGUGGUCAAGUGCGUGCGAGGUCAUCUGGUCGAGCGAUGUGGAGAGCAGCAUUUCCCAUCGAGAAUCUUGAAAAGAACCCCGAAGUCAAGGACUUCUUCAAGAUGGUUGGACCAGAUGGUGACUGCCCAUGUGUUCGCACUUUCCUGGGACCAGGUACAUAUGCUCUGACUUUGACAAGGCCAGACACCAUGAUCUGGAUCAUCAAUCAUAAUGCCACCGGCUCAUCAGCCGAGAACUGGAACAACACAAUCGACUACCAAGAAGUGCUCGACGAAAUGGACAAGGGAGUCGGCUCCAAGCCCUGGGCAAAUAUCUUCAAAGAACUCAUCAAAACCACGCCUCCCAAAACAAUCGUCAACUUCGAAUUAUUAUGGCGCGAUCCUCAACCCAGCUGGACAUCUCCCCACGCCCGCCCAUUCACCCGCAACGCCUGCGCCCAAAAACUAGGAUUCUCCAACGCCGAGCUCCUCCAAGAAACCGACUGGGAAAAAGUCACCCUGGAUCCCCGACGCGCACAACCCAAAUUGCCGAAAUGGGUCUGGUCCCACGAUCCAGAAACGUACACGUACAAACACUACCACGCCAACGUCAAGAGUAUGGAAGCAGGAAUUCCAUUCGACGACUCGGAGAUUGCGGAACGAGAUCCGAAUUUUCCAAAGGGGUAUAGGUAUGUGCCUUGGACGAUUGAUUGGAUUAUGGAGUGUAUGCGGAAGGGUGUGGCGGUGGAUUUGGGGGAGGGGGAGUGGGAGUAA